Fragaria vesca subsp. vesca is the source of this 774-nucleotide messenger RNA. RefSeq names its product nudC domain-containing protein 2-like. Gene Ontology annotation, biological process: protein folding. Gene Ontology annotation, cellular component: cytoplasm. The record is from RefSeq and is a predicted model, not a curated record. Lineage: Eukaryota; Viridiplantae; Streptophyta; Magnoliopsida; Rosales; Rosaceae. The transcript has 5 exons. The coding region runs from base 145 to 621 and encodes 158 amino acids.
CAUUUCUACCGUCAAUAUCUGUUUAGAUGGCGUGGCAGCUUGUAAGCUGGUCCUUGCGUAUUGCUUUUUAGCAGAGAAGCCGCACCCAGAAGAGAAACGAGAGUAAGACAAGCGCGCGAACAGAAGCAAAGCACAGCGGACCAAAUGGCCGAGAAAUUGGCUCCGGAGAAGCGCCAUAGCUUCAUCCACAACGGUCAAAAGGUAUUCGAAUGGGACCAAACCCUAGAGGAAGUGAACAUGUACAUCACUCUACCCCCAAAUGUUCCUCCGAAGCAAUUCUACUGCAAGCUUCAGUCCAAGCACGUCGAAGUCGGCAUCAAAGGAAACCCUCCAUAUCUCAAUCAUGAUCUUACUAGCCCUGUGAAGACGGACUGUUCUUUUUGGACACUAGAGGAUGAUAUAAUGCACAUAACACUGCAAAAGAGGGACAAAGGUCAGACAUGGGCUUCCCCUAUAGUGGGUGAUUGCCAGCUGGAUCCUUACGCCACCGAUCUUGAACAGAAGCGCCUUAUGCUUCAGAGGUUUCAAGAAGAGAACCCUGGUUUUGACUUUUCACAAGCUCAGUUCAAUGGGGGAUGCCCUGAUCCACGUACGUUCAUGGGUGGUAUCCGCUCUGAUUGAUUAGCUUGAUAUGCUGCAUCAGUUGCCUGCAUUAGCCUGGUAUUUAAUCCUGACCAACAUCUAGUAAAUAAGAAAAUUUGAUUAGCUGGCCAACUUUGCUUAAUGCAAUGUCUGUAAGAACUUCAAUGCUACUUGUGACCUGUUGUUUCAUGU